GCCGUCUAUAAGCUUUUGCCUCAAGUAAAGGCUAUUCACGACUGUCUAUAAGCUUUCGAUGAAAGCUUUAUCUGCCUCUAUAUAAGGCCCCACUCCUGCCUUCUCCCUCUGCACAACAAAUUAACCCACCAAUACCACCAUGGCUGAUUUUGCUUCUUUUUCUUGUGUGCUUCUCAUCUCUUCGCUUUUACUGGCUUCCUACGCCUGUGCCUCAGAGGUAGAACUAGACUACUCGGCUCUUCCUAUAGUGAAGGGACUGUCAUGGUCAUUCUACGACUCUAGCUGUCCUAAGCUUGAAUCCAUCAUCAGAAAAGAGCUCAAGAAGGUCUUCAAGAAAGACAUUGGCCAAGCCGCUGGCUUGCUUCGUGUCCACUUCCAUGACUGCUUUGUUCAGGGAUGUGAUGUUUCGGUGUUGCUUGAUGGAUCAGCCAGCGGUCCAAGUGAGAAGGACGCGCCUCCGAACCGGUUCUUGAGAAAAGAGGCAUUUAAGAUCAUCGAAGACCUUCGUGAGCGUGUCCACAAGAAGUGCGGACGGGUUGUCUCUUGCGCUGACAUCACUGCUCUCGCCGCGCGUGACUCUGUUGUCCUGUCUGGAGGUCCCGACUACGAAGUACCACUGGGAAGGAAGGAUGGACUAUCAUUCGCUACAGAGGAAGCAACAAUACAAAAUCUUCCCUCACCCGCAAACAAUACCGCUAUCCUUCUUGCGGCUUUGGCACUCAAAAACUUGGACGCCACUGAUUUGGUAGCGCUCUCCGGCGGCCACACCAUUGGCCUUGGCCACUGCGCUGGUUUUGUUGACAGGCUCUACCCAGCUCAAGACUCAACCCUGGAAACAGAUUUUGCUAGUGACCUCAAAGAGAUUUGUCCCACGGAAGAUACGAACGCCACCACCGUGUUGGAUAUCCGGACGCCCAACAAGUUCGAUAACAAGUACUAUGUUGACCUUGUGAAUCGCCAAGGCUUGUUCACAUCAGACCAAGACCUGUACACGGACAGCAGGACAAAGGACAUUGUCACUGGCUUUGCUGACGAUGAGGAUCUGUUCUUCGAGCAAUUCGCCAAGUCAAUGAUUAAAAUGGGACAAAUGAGCGUGUUGACGGGCAAGAAAGGGGAAAUUCGUGCCAAUUGCUCGGUGAGGAAUUCUGAUAAUGUGGAAUUGACAACUCUGGUGGACGAAGAGGAGGCAGAGGCUUAUGCCGAGUUGUAAGGGUGUUUAUAUGAACCUGUGUUAAACUUAUUCUAUGUAUUUCUUUUUCUAAGAAGAUGAGGGGAGGGGGGAUGACUUGUUUAAUUAUGUGUUUCAGACUUUGGAAGGAGUGUGUUGCUUUUCUAGCUAAUGUUAUAGCUUUUGCUUUUGUCUGUUAA
Alnus glutinosa is the source of this 1368-nucleotide messenger RNA. Its product is annotated as peroxidase 12-like. The record is from RefSeq and is a predicted model, not a curated record. Gene Ontology annotation, cellular component: plasmodesma; plant-type cell wall. Gene Ontology annotation, molecular function: heme binding; peroxidase activity. The coding region runs from base 140 to 1210 and encodes 356 amino acids. The transcript has 3 exons. Gene Ontology annotation, biological process: response to oxidative stress; hydrogen peroxide catabolic process. Lineage: Eukaryota; Viridiplantae; Streptophyta; Magnoliopsida; Fagales; Betulaceae.